Messenger RNA from Anoplopoma fimbria (sablefish), 1167 nucleotides. RefSeq names its product serine/threonine-protein kinase SBK1. The record is from RefSeq and is a predicted model, not a curated record. Gene Ontology annotation, molecular function: protein serine/threonine kinase activity; ATP binding. NCBI's taxonomy places the organism in Eukaryota, Metazoa, Chordata, Actinopteri, Perciformes, Anoplopomatidae. The coding region runs from base 1 to 1167 and encodes 388 amino acids. Gene Ontology annotation, biological process: peptidyl-threonine phosphorylation; peptidyl-serine phosphorylation. The transcript has 5 exons.
AUGGCUACAAAACAGCAGUCCACCAACCAAUCGGCUGCCACGAAGCUUCUGGAUGAGAUGUGUCACCUGACGGCUCAGUCUCUGACAGCGUUGGACACAUCGGAGCACUUCCAGGUCCUGAAGCUGCUGGGUGAAGGCUCGUAUGGCAAAGUCAUGCUCGCUGUACACCGGAAGAGAGGUACUCCGAUGGCUCUGAAGUUCUUCCCCCGUGAGUCCACGUCUCUCUUCUCCUUCCUGAGGGAGUACAACCUCUCUCUGUCGUUCUGCACUCACCCGUCUCUGACCAGAGCGCUGGGAAUCGCCUACUCCACACCUUCACACUACAUCUUCGCCCAGCAAGCAAGCCUCUUUGGCGACCUCUACGACGUCAUAUUGCCUGAGGUCGGUAUGGAGGAGGACUCCUGUCAGCGGGUGGUGUCCCAGCUGUGUGGCGCUCUGUCCCACCUGCACUCUCUCGGUUUCGUCCACAGAGACCUCAAACCAGAGAACGUCUUCCUGUGCGACUCCGCCUGCCGCUGGGUCAAACUGGGAGACUUUGGCAUGGUGAAGGCCGUGGGCACCAGGGUCCCAGAGGUCUGGUACAGCUCUCCUUACUGCACCCCUGAGUCCGAGAUCGCUCGCAGCAACGAGGACAGCUGGAGUAGCGAGAGCGACACGAAGGCUGGCGUUAAAGAGGACAAGGAGAGGAAAAAGAAGGUGAGAGUUUGGGCGUCCGUGGAGUCGAGCACGGACAGCUGGGCGUUGGGGAUCCUGAGCUUCGCCAUGCUCACCGGAAGCCACCCGUGGGCCGAAACCACCAGCGACUGCCGGUCAUACCUGAAGUAUCAGGAGUGGUUUGACAGCGCAGAAGGCCUCGACGACGAACUGGACGUGUGGGCGGAGCCUCAGGGCGAGAGCGGUUUAAUCGGUGCAGAACUUAUAACGAAGGACGGGCCUCCAGUGGCGCCCCAGUUCGCAUGUUUCACCCCGCUGGCCCGGAGUUUCUUCCGGACGCUCCUCCACCCGAUGCCCCGGCUCCGCGGGCGACCCGAGGUGGCGCUGAAUUACCUCGGAGGGGAGUGGGUGAUGGAGAAGGAGAGGGCGAGGCUGGAGGAGGAGAGGAAGAAGAGCCGAGGGAAAGGGGCGAUCAGGAGCAUGAAGGAGAAGGAGGGGAGAGGAGAGAGAUGA